Messenger RNA from Anopheles cruzii, 1528 nucleotides. RefSeq names its product mitochondrial ornithine transporter 1. The transcript has 2 exons. NCBI's taxonomy places the organism in Eukaryota, Metazoa, Arthropoda, Insecta, Diptera, Culicidae. The record is from RefSeq and is a predicted model, not a curated record. The coding region runs from base 195 to 1118 and encodes 307 amino acids. Gene Ontology annotation, molecular function: L-ornithine transmembrane transporter activity. Gene Ontology annotation, biological process: mitochondrial L-ornithine transmembrane transport.
CAGGGAGAAUCAAUGGUCUGCGCCGACCAGUCACCAAAACUCGCGCCCCGUGCGUCGUCAAGUUAGCAACAGCAGUUACGCAGCAAGGCCACACUGGCGUGAGACCGGCGCCAAGAGUACAGAGUGAUCUUCGUAAGCCUUCUACGAUCAGUACCUUCCUAUCCCGCCUAGCCCGUCCAAUUAGCACGAGCACGAUGCACGGAGCAGGCGACGCAAGCAGCUUGAAAACCGGCCUGAUCGACUUCGUAGCCGGGUGUUUAGGUGGAGUGGCACUGGUAUACGUCAGCCAGCCAAUGGACACGGUGAAGGUGAAGAUGCAGACUUUUCCCGGACUGUACCGGGGGAUGGUCGACUGCACGGUGCAAACGUUCCGGCGUGACGGUGUGGUGCGUGGUUUGUACGCCGGCUGCAUACCGGCCGUCGUGGCGAAUGUGGCCGAAAAUUCAGUAUUAUUUGCGGCGUACGGUGCGUGCCAGAAGGUGGUGGGGUACGUUGCGCGCAAACAAACCAUCACGGAGCUGAACAUGGUGGAGAACGCAACCGCUGGCUUUCUGGCGGCCUUCUUCUCCUCGUUCACGCUCUGCCCGACCGAGCUAAUCAAGUGUAAGCUGCAGGCGUUGCGCGAAACGCAAUCACAGGAGCACUUGUCCCGGGCAAGCACUGGCCGGCCCACCAUAUCCUCGUACGCGCUCGUUAGUCAGAUUCUGCGUUCCGAGGGUAUUCCGGGGAUGUUCCGGGGCCUUUCAUCGACGUUUGCGCGUGAAAUGCCCGGCUACUUCUUCUUCUUCGGUGGCUACGAGGGAACGCGCGAGCUGCUUGCGAAACCUGGGCAAUCGAAGGAGGAUAUCGGACCACUUCGCACGAUGGUAGCUGGUUCGGUAGGCGGGAUCGCCCUCUGGACCAUUAUCUUCCCGGCCGACGUGAUCAAAAGCCGUAUCCAGGUGCACAGCAUGCGAGCGAGCAUGACAAGCGUUGCUAUCUCCAUCUUCCGGAACGAGGGUCUGCCCGCGUUUUACAACGGUCUAGUGCCGACCAUUUGGCGAACCAUUCCUGCCACUGCCGUCCUGUUCGUCGUAUACGAGUACACGAAAAAGGCGCUUAGCAAACUGCUCGAUUGACGGCACGGUCCCGCUAGCAGAUGCUGUGGCCACGUUAGAGCAAUUAAAUCAAAUCUCACAGGUUGUCGCCAACAGGUGGCUGAAAUCAUGUGCGAUUGGCGUUUUUGUUUUCGUCUCGUGUAUUCAUAGUACUUCGCCAGAGACAGAGCCGUAUCUUUGUCAUCUUAAAGUUCUGGAGCUAUGCUCUGGCACUGAUUAAAGGUUCGUUCUGUCGGCUUCUGCAUUGGGCUUCAGAGAUCGGCUACGGAGGACGGAUCUCGCAUGCCGGUGGCUCCCCGAUGCCGGUUGUUUUGAUGCCUCCGUCGCGCCGUUCGCUGUUCGGCCGCAACUUCUCCGGACACGGCUUCAGCCGCGAUGGAUGGGUGAAACUGUAAACAUUUUAUCGAGAACGUAUCUUUGUCAGCUCGAAA